AUGGAUAAUGGAGAUAAAAGUUUGAUGAGUCACCUAAGAUGGAUAGAAGAGUAUGUUGAUGGAGUGAAUUAUUUUCUUGAUAAGGUAUUUGAACGAGCUUCUCAAGGAAAUGAGAUAUUAUGUCCUUGCAAGAAGUGCAUGAAUCGCUAUUGGCAUUACAGAAAUGUGGUGGAGGAUCACUUGGUUGUUCAUGGUUUUGUUGAUAAUUAUACCAAAUGGGUUUUUCAUGGAGAAGGGGUUUCAUCGAGAAAUACACCGCAUCCAAUAAAUGACGAUGAAGGUUCUAACUUGCGUGAUGACAUUGAUGGACUACUUCAUGAUACAUUUAGAAAUGUAGAGGGUGAGUCAGGGCAUGAAGAAGUAGUGCGACACGGUUUAUCUGCAGAUGCAAAGAAAUUUUUUAAAUUAUUGGAGGAAGGGAAACAAGAGUUAUAUCCAGCAUUCUCAGACUUGUUAGAUUUGAUAAGAGAGGCAUUUCCCUUUGCUCAGAUACCAGAGUCUUUCAAUAAGGCUAGACAAGUGAUUAAAGAUUUGGGUCUUCAUUACGAAAAAAUACAUGCAUGCCCUAACGACUGCAUGUUAUUUUGGAAGGACACCGAGAAAGCAGAUAACUGCUCUGUCUGUGGAACUUCUAGAUGGAAGAGUGUUGGUGAUGCCUCGACUAAUUCACGCUCUAAAAUUCCUGCGAAGGUUUUAAGGUACUUCCCCUUAAAGCCUAGGCUGCAGAGGAUAUUCAUGUGUUCUGAAACAGCUGUUGCAAUGAGAUGGCACGCUAAUGAACGACCCAAUGAUGGAAAUUUAAGGCAUCCUGCUGAUGGGGAAGCAUGGAAGGAUUUUGAUCGUUUGUACCCAGACUUCUCUCGAGAUCCUCGUAAUGUUAGAUUGGGUCUGUCAAGUGAUGGUUUCAACCCAUUUAGAACCAUGAGUAUUUCUCAUAGCUCGUGGACUGUUAUGUUGAUGAACUAUAAUUUAUCACCAUGGAUUUGCAUGAAGCCGGAGUAUAUUAUGUUGUCAAUGAUCAUUCCAGGUCCAUCAUCUCCAGGAAAUGAUAUAGAUGUGUAUCUACAACCACUAAUUGCAGAAUUGAAGGAACUAUGGGAACCUGGGAUAGAAACAUAUGAUGCUGAAACCGACCAAACAUUCCGAAUGCGUGCAGCCUUAUUGUGGACAGUUAGUGAUUUUCCAGCAUUAGCAAUGCUUUCAGGAUGGAGCACCAAGGGAAAAUUGGCAUGCCCCACUUGUAAUUAUGACACAUGCUCCCAAUAUCUCAAACAUAGUCGUAAGAUGUGUUACUUGGGUCAUCGUAGAUUUUUUCCUUCUGAUCAUCCAUUGCGAAAAGAUAAGAAGUCGUUUGAUGGUAAGGAGGAGCAUAGACCAGCACCUACACCUUUGUCGGGUAUAGAAGUGCUUGAAGAGCUGCAUGAAUUCAACAAUGUGUUUGGAAAGGGCAAAAAAAAGGCCUCGAGAUAA
This is a messenger RNA of Lycium barbarum (goji berry), 1470 nucleotides long. RefSeq lists its product as uncharacterized. Bases 1 to 1470 code for a protein of 489 amino acids. The record is from RefSeq and is a predicted model, not a curated record. Lineage: Eukaryota; Viridiplantae; Streptophyta; Magnoliopsida; Solanales; Solanaceae. The transcript is spliced from 2 exons.